AUGGCUCAUUUUAUUUUUAAAAGUGCCAUUGGAAAACUUUGUGAAAUUUAUGGGACGAAUGAACAAAUAAUUAAAGACGCAUUGGAAAAAGAUGGCAAUCUUUUAAAUAAAUUGGAAAUUUCACUUAUGAGAAUAACUGAAAAAUUAGAUGGCUAUUUUGACGAAGAUGGUGAUGCCUCAAAUGUUUAUGAUGAGGUUGAUAAUCUCAGUAACAGUAGUAAUAGUAGUAACUAUGUUGAACCACAGGACAAUGAGUUAUAUGAUAGAAAUAAUGGUAUUUUAGAUGAUUAUGGUGAAAAUAAUUUCGCAAUUCUUAAAGAAAGUGCCAUUGGAAAACUUUGUGAAAUUUAUGGGACGAAUGAACAAAUAAUUAAAGACGCAUUGGAAAAAGAUGGCAAUCUUUUAAAUAAAUUGGAAAUUUCACUUAUGAGAAUAACUGAAAAAUUAGAUGGCUAUUUUGACGAAGAUGGUGAUGCCUCAAAUGUUUAUGAUGAGGUUGAUAAUCUCAGUAACAGUAGUAAUAGUAGUAACUAUGUUGAACCACAGGACAAUGAGUUAUAUGAUAGAAAUAAUGGUAUUUUAGAUGAUUAUGGUGAAAAUAAUUUCGCAAUGAGUUAUAACCUUAGAAGGCUACAACAAAUAAAUUACAACAUUGGAAGGCCAUUAUGA
Molecule: messenger RNA, 669 nt
Organism: Entrophospora sp. SA101
Lineage: Eukaryota; Fungi; Glomeromycota; Glomeromycetes; Entrophosporales; Entrophosporaceae
Source: the annotation of a GenBank genome assembly